AAUCCUCAGGACCGCAUAAAAUAAAUAAAUAAAAUAAAGGUAUUAAUAAAUAAUAAUAAUAGCAAAAACCAGGGAGAAGAAAGCCCACAGUGGUGAGACAAAUGUGCAUAAAAAUAUCAGAAAAUAACCUUGAGGUCUUUAAGCGGUCCAGCCAGCCCUUCAAAUAGCCUGCGUGCGACUGUAUUUCUGAUGUCAAACUGUCAGUCCCCGUGGGCCCUUGACUGAGAAGCCGGGUCUUCACAGCGCAUCCAGUAAGCUCAGAAUGGCGCUCCAUACCGUUUUAACUGUGUCUUAGGAAGCAGCCAGGCUGAGACGGCAAAGCACGACUACCCGCAAGCAGAGGGUCCCGCGGGUCCGGGCGGCUCUUGGUCAGUACCCUGCGCUGCAACCCACCGCCGGUAGCCCCGUCCGGCGCUCUCUAUACUGUGACCCACCGCUGUCCGCCUGGCAGCUGGAUCCGCGCCGAAAUUCCGCAAACGUGCCCUUGUGCUGACCCUCUUUGCUCGUCCCACAGCAAGCCGGUCGCGGUCCCAGACCCCAGAGGCUGUGUACGAAGCCUACUCGGGCAGCGGUCAGCAGCUGGGCCCGCCGGAAGUCCCCAGAGCCGCGAGGACGCCCGCAUUUGGACACCGGCGGCGCCCGGAAAUGGACGCGGACUGACUCCCCCGGCUUCCGUAGUUACCUCGGACUCCGGCUCGGAAGCCCAGACGGCGACCCGCGGCGGACAAACACCGGGUGGAGCCCCCGCUUCGGCAGCCCUGGGGGCGAGUACCUCAAUUUCACUCUGGGGAACCUUUAAGUGAAACGUGGUUAAAAUCUUACACACAGGAGAGACUAAUCAACAAUAAGUUUGAGAAGAAUGAUGUUGUCCUUAAACAACCUGCAGAACAUCAUAUAUAACCCGAUGAUCCCCUAUGUGGGCACCAUUUCUGAGCAACUGGAUCCUGGAUCAUUGAUUGUAAUCCGUGGGCAUGUUCCUAGUGAUGCAGACAGAUUCCAGGUGGACUUACAGUGUGGCAGCAGCAUAAAACCUCGAGCUGACGUAGCUUUUCACUUCAACCCUCGUUUCAAAAGGACCAACURCAUUGUUUGCAACACUCUGAUAAGUGAAAAAUGGGGAUGGGAAGAGAUCACCUAUGACAUGCCCUUCAAAAAGGAAAAAUCAUUUGAAAUUGUGAUUAUGGUACUGAAGGACAAAUUCCAGGUGGCUGUGAAUGGAAAACACAUUCUGCUCUAUGCCCACAGGAUCAGCCCAGAGAAAAUAGACACCCUGGGCAUUUAUGGCCAAGUGAAUGUCCACUCAGUGGGCUUUAGCUUCAGCCUGGAUUUACAGAAUACUCAGGUAUCUACUCUGGGACUGACACAGAUAAGUAGAGAAAAUGUACAAAAGUCUGGCAUUUCACAGCUUCCUAGUAAUAGAGAAGGAGACAUUUCUAAAAUCGUACCCAAAACUGUCUACACCAAGAGCAGAGAUCCGACUGCCAAUCACACUUUGACUUCCACCAAAAUACUACCUACCAACUCUUUGUCAAAGACUCUGCCAUUUGAARCGAGGUUGAACUCCCCCAUGGGCCCUGGACGAACUGUUGUUGUGAAAGGAGAAGUGCAUGCAGAUGCCAAAGGCUUUAAUGUUGAUCUAGUAUCAGGAAAAUCAAAGGAUAUCGCUCUACACUUGAACCCACGCCUGAAUAUUAAAGCAUUUGUAAGAAAUUCUUUCCUUCAGGAGGCCUGGGGAGAAGAAGAGAGAAAUAUUACCUGUUUCCCAUUUAGUCCUGGGAUGUACUUUGAGAUGAUAAUUUAUUGUGAUGUUAGAGAAUUCAAGGUUGCAGUAAAUGGCGUGCACAGCCUGGAGUACAAGCACAGAUUUAAAGAGCUUGGCCGCAUCGACAUGCUGGCCAUUGAUGGUGACAUUCGCUUACUGGAAGUAAGGAGCUGGUAGCUGCCGCCACUGCUACAAAACCCAAAAUACAAAUGGCUUAUGUGAUUCUGGCCAUGUCAAACACAUCUGGCUGUCCCUGCAGUUUCUGUUGUUAAGUUGAGCUUGCAYAGCAUUAAGUCCUCCUGGAUGUUCUCAGUCUUUGCCAUGCAUCGUGUCUCCCUAGCACCAGAGGAGGAAACUGGGGCAACAGCAACUUGUAACAGUAGGGUGGCUCUGUUCUCUGCCCCUGGACUCCUCUUAAAACCACACUCAAGUAUUUAUUAAGUGCCUACUAUACUACAUCUGCUGAUAGGUACUGAGCAUAUCUUUUCUAUCAUCAGUGUAUUAGGAGCUGGGACAUGUGCAUGGUGGGCGCAGGACCUACCUUCCGCCAGGUGCAGUCUUCUGAGGACACUAUGUACACUAAUCAGAGGUCCUUCAGGGCUAAGGGCUGUGCUCCUGUAAAACACUAGUUUACAGAAGCCACCACCCCUCCCCAGCAGUGGCUUCCAGUCAGUCCUGUCUUAGUCCAUGAUUGUGGACAGAUGCUUUCAUCUGGCAAUUGACUUUGAGCUUAAUGAAYACCUAGCUGUCCUUGCUAAAGAAAGCUUUUCCAAAUAAUUAACGUUAUGACAUCUGAAUAAAAAAAAAAAAACUAAGGCAAAAGUCAAAGCCAAACAAAAAACAAAUGAUGCCGACUUUAGCUUGACACCAGACUUCAGGUAGUCCACCCGUCUCUCAUCAAAAGCCAGAGUGUGCCUGUGGCAAGUCAGGUACGUGAGGUCUGUAAAGUACCUGUGGGUGGCAGUGAAGUCGAGAUGAGACCCAGUGCAUAUAAAACAGGCACUCCCAGAAGGCAGAAUCUACCUGUGAGAGACCAAUGAAUUAGGUAAAGGGAACAUAAAAAUGUUGUGUUGGCGUGCAAACCAACACUCACCUUUGCUCUUCUAAAGAUUAGUUCAUCAUUAGCAACUAAGAUCAAAACCUUGUUCUGCUUCAGUGAUUAAAAUCAAACCUGUGUCAGCAAGUUCAACUGUUGCCUUUCUGUAGUUUUUCCAUCAUUUGAAGGGAAUUGGCAUAACUUUUAUGUAGAAUCUGUACAGGUCAGAUCUUGUUAGAGGAGAUAUCAAAGUUUUGGGUGUAGAGAAGAAAAAAAGCUAAAAUCAGUCAUCAUUUUAUCAUGUUAAACUGCUAGGCAGAAUUCUGCCAGGGUUCAGAAAUAUUUUCAUAACAUACUUGGUUAGAUAUCAUUUAUAGCCACAUAUUUUAAAAGAAUAUCAUUUUUUUUUUUUAAACAAAAGUAGUGCURAGUCUUGCCAAACUCAAGACUUGGGGGGUGUGGUGGCAGGAAAAAUUGCAGGAGGCUAGAAGGCUCUAGAAUCCCCCCAGAGUUACAGGGUUCUUUCUUUCCAUGAAGACAUCAGAGUGAGAUGUUAGACUGAAAGGCACUUAGGA
Messenger RNA from Urocitellus parryii (Arctic ground squirrel), 3373 nucleotides. RefSeq names its product galectin 8 (gene Lgals8). NCBI's taxonomy places the organism in Eukaryota, Metazoa, Chordata, Mammalia, Rodentia, Sciuridae. Gene Ontology annotation, molecular function: carbohydrate binding. Gene Ontology annotation, cellular component: cytoplasm. The record is from RefSeq and is a predicted model, not a curated record.